This is a messenger RNA of Penicillium salamii, 408 nucleotides long. The record is from the annotation of a GenBank genome assembly. NCBI's taxonomy places the organism in Eukaryota, Fungi, Ascomycota, Eurotiomycetes, Eurotiales, Aspergillaceae.
AUGAAGUUCAUGAAAGUCGGCCGUGUGGCCAUCAUCACCCGUGGCCGUUACGCCGGUAAGAAGGUCGUCAUUGUCCAGCCCAACGAUGCUGGCUCUAAGACCCACCCCUUCUCCUACGCCAUUGUCGCCGGUAUCGAGCGUUACCCCCUCAAGGUGACCCGUGGUAUGGGCAAGAAGCUCGUCGACCGCCGCAGCCGCAUCAAGCCUUUCAUCAAGGUCGUCAACUACAACCACUUGAUGCCCACCCGUUACACUCUCGAGCUCGAGGGUCUUAAGGGCACCGUCUCCAACGACACUUUCAAGGAGGUCUCCCAGCGCGAGGACGCCAAGAAGACCAUCAAGAAGGCUCUUGAGGACCGUUACACCAGCGGAAAGAACCGUUGGUUCUUCACCGCUCUGCGUUUCUAA